AUGGUGCAGUCGGAGAUUUGGCGUUCGAAACCAAUUCUCUGGAGGAUAGGAUUUCGCGCGGCGAUAUAUUCUAUUAUUAUUAGAGCGCUGUGCAACACUGUCGUAAAGCCGAUAGCUUCGAUAACGACCGAUAAACAGUUACGUAGCAUCUCCACUUCGAACACCAUGUCUUUCCGCCCGUUGGUCGAGGGCGACUGCGGCGGAGUUAAUCCUCUCAUGCAGCUGGGCGGACAGUUCACCCGCGAUGUUGCCCACAAGGAUGAGGGCUAUGUGCAGCGGCACUUCGAGCGCGCUGCUCGUCCCGAGGAGCAGUUGAUCAACGAGUUCCUGGGACAGGUCACCGCCCCACCGCAGUCAUUUCAGAUGGACACUCUGCUCCAGGAGAUGCGGGACAUAAAUAUUCAUGGGAAUCCGCAGCAGCAGAUGCACUCUCAGCAGGCGGAGCAGUGGGGACAGGACUUUGCCCGUGGACUGGCAACCGCCCUGCCCAACAAGAUGAUCCACAUGCAGGCGCAGCAGCAGGACCUGCAGCAUGCCCAGGAGUUCUUCGACGAGCCCCUGAUCAGUAGCCAGAACUUUCGGUCCCUGCCGCCAUUGCGUCAGCCUUUGCUGCCCAUUGCGGCAGGACAGCAGCAGGACCCCUUCUUUGACUCCGCUAUGGAAACUAUCAUCACAGAUAAUCUGCCACAGGCGCCACAGGGGGAAUCGCUGGACGACUGGAUCAGCGACUACCAGCGCAGCACCGAACAAAAAGAGCAAACCGCCGCCAACUUCAACGAAAAGUUCUGGGAGCGGCUGCAGGAUGAGUGGCAGAAGCUGGCCGACGAAAACGAGCAUCCGUGGCUGUCGGAGUACAACGACAACAUGGACGCUUACAAGGAAUACGAGUUCGCCGAGGGCAACCCCAUGUCUGAUGUGGAGAACCCGUUUGAAAAGGGUAAGGAGUACCUGGCCAAGGGGGAUAUACCCAGCGCAGUUCUAUGUUUUGAGGUGGCGGCCAAAAAGCAACCGGAUCGCGCUGAGGUUUGGCAGUUGCUAGGCACUUCGCAGACAGAGAACGAAAUGGAUCCGCAGGCCAUUGCGGCACUGAAGCGGGCCUACGACUUGCAACCGGACAACCAACAGGUCCUGAUGGCCCUGGCCGCGUGCUACACCAACGAAGGCCUGCAGAACAACGCCGUGCGCAUGCUGUGCAACUGGCUGGCAGUGCAUCCCAAGUAUCAGCACCUGGUCGCAGCCCAUCCGGAGCUGCAGGCCGAAGGCACUUCGUUGGCUUCGUCGCUGAUUGGUCCGAGUAAGCUGCGCGAUCUGCAGCAGAUCUACUUGGAGGCCGUUCGGCAGCACCCGUCGGAGGUGGAUGCCGAAGUCCAGGAUGCCCUCGGCGUGCUCUACAAUCUGUCUGGGGAGUUCGACAAGGCGGUGGACUGCUACCAUUCCGCUCUGCAGGUGGAUCCCCAAAAUGCCAAGACAUGGAACCGAUUGGGCGCCAGUUUGGCCAACGGCUCGCGCUCUGUGGAGGCGGUGGAGGCUUAUCAGCAGGCGCUGCAGCUCCAACCGGGCUUCAUCCGUGUGCGCUACAACGUGGGCGUAUGUUGCAUGAACCUUAAGGCAUACAAGGAAGCUGUGGAGCACCUACUCACAGCGCUUACCAUGCAGGCUCACACUAACGCCGCCCGAGAGCUGCCCAAUGCGGCGAUGGCUGCUACCUUUAGAGGACAGAACCAGAUGUCCGAGUCCAUUUGGAGUACGCUGAAGAUGGUCAUUUCGCUGAUGGGCCGCAGCGAUCUCCAGAGUCAUGUGAGCGAUCGCAAUCUGGCGGCUCUUAACGAGGCCUUUAAGGAUUAACCAGCCCGCAGCUGCUUUAUCACUGCUUUGGGAAAGUCCGUUGUUGUCGUGCUCAUGUGGUAUGUAAGGUUGAAUUUGAGAUAUUUUUCACUCUGGCAGUGUAAUCAUUCCCUCUCGGUUCUUUUCUGUAAAUUUGUCUAUUUUCUUAAAUUUAAGCAAUUAAAUAACUGUUGGAUAAAUA
Drosophila simulans is the source of this 2026-nucleotide messenger RNA. RefSeq names its product peroxisomal targeting signal 1 receptor (gene Pex5). NCBI's taxonomy places the organism in Eukaryota, Metazoa, Arthropoda, Insecta, Diptera, Drosophilidae. The transcript has 2 exons. Gene Ontology annotation, molecular function: protein binding. Bases 1 to 1845 code for a protein of 614 amino acids. Gene Ontology annotation, cellular component: cytosol; peroxisomal membrane. Gene Ontology annotation, biological process: protein import into peroxisome matrix, docking. The record is from RefSeq and is a predicted model, not a curated record.